AUGGCUUCCAGACUCUGCUUCAGAGCCAAAGCAAUACCUUCUUCCUUCUCCUUCUCCUCUUCAUCCUCCUCAACGCUACGACGUCGUUUACUUCUCUUCGGAGCAUUCUGCGUGCUCAGCUUCGGCCUCCCCAAUCUCCUCUCCGCCGCGUGCAGAGCAACAGUUUGUACCCCUCACUCUCUCCCGUCCGCCCCUCUCUUGAGAUCAAACUUUGGUAGCCAAGCAAAGGCAAAAGGGAGUAGUAGCACCACUGUACCAAGCAUUGUGGUUUAUGUCACUGUACCCAACAAAGAAGUAGGAAAGAAGUUAGCUGAAAGCUUGGUCAGAGAAAAACUUGCCGCAUGUGUUAAUAUUUGUGCAGGCAUUCAGUCCAUCUAUCAGUGGGAAGGUGAGGUUCAGACAGAUUCUGAGGAGCUUCUUAUAAUCAAGACCAGGCAAUCCCUUUUUGAAGCUCUCACAGAGCAUGUUAAGUCAAACCAUCCAUAUGAUGUGCCAGAAGUUAUUGCCUUGCCCGUCAAUGCUGGCAGUUUCAACUACCUAGAAUGGAUCAAGAACAGCACAAGGGACUGACUGCAAGCUCACUGUAAGGAUUCAAGUACCUAUGAAACCAUUGGAGCAUUUCUUGAAGUGUCAACCAGAUGGUCCAUGAGUUUGCAUGUCCAAGCAUCCCAUAUUUGAAUAAUGUUGGUUGCUAAGUAAU
Messenger RNA from Argentina anserina (silverweed cinquefoil), 700 nucleotides. RefSeq names its product protein CutA, chloroplastic. Lineage: Eukaryota; Viridiplantae; Streptophyta; Magnoliopsida; Rosales; Rosaceae. Gene Ontology annotation, molecular function: copper ion binding. The record is from RefSeq and is a predicted model, not a curated record. Gene Ontology annotation, biological process: response to metal ion.